CUGGCUAGGUCAUAGAUGGAAAAUCCUGAAGGAGUCUCGGUUAAGCACAAUGUCAUCGACUUGAACUCAGCAACCAACAGAAUGGCAGGCGGAACGAGUUUGGAAAACGCGAAUCCCCUGAUUUUUCAGCGAUCAGGGGAACGCUUGCUAACAGCAACUGAUGAAGACGACGAUAUCACUGAUCCUAUCGAUGACAGAGAAAUCUUUGACCCAUAUCUUAUUAGAAAUAUUAAUGACCCAGAGCACCCUUUAAGCCUCGAGGAAUUGAACGUUGUGGAACAAGUGCGAGUGAAUGUCAAUGAGCAGGAGAAUGGAGUCUCAGUGGAGUUCACCCCUACCAUACCCCACUGCAGUAUGGCCACCCUUAUUGGCCUGUCGAUCAAGGUGAAACUCCUGCGCUCCCUGCCAGACAGGUUUAAGAUUGAUGUGCACAUCACACCUGGAGCACAUGCUUCAGAGGAAGCAGUGAACAAGCAACUUGCUGACAAAGAGAGAGUAGCCGCCGCUCUGGAGAAUGCCCAACUCCUGGAGGUGGUGAACCAAUGCCUGACCUCCAAGAGCGUGUGACGCAGUCCUGCCCUGUACUCUGGAGCAGCUUCUCACAGUGUCAACACCAGACAGAUCAUGGGGUUAUGCAGAGGGUUAGCUAGUUAAUACAUGGAUGCACACACUGCAACCUGCUGAUUAUGCAUUAUAUAUAUAUAUACACAUACAUAUAUAUAUACAUUAUACCUUAGCUUCAACGCUGUUCCUGGGCUCUCUGAUUAAGAUGUUGGUGUUUGUUUGACUAUGCCCUGAAGAGUGACUAAGAUGAAGGUCAAUGACUGAAUGUUUGCUAUAGACGGAGAAUGAGGAUCUCUUGUUUGUAUUAUGCUUUGGGCCUUUUUAUUGUUAAAUACAAUAUGCAGAGUAUGUGCACAUUCCUCCAUUUAGUCUGCUUUCAUAAUGUAAUGGUAUCCAUCCGUUUUAACAGGAAAUACUAUACCAUUGUAUAUGAAUAUGUGUGUGCCUUUGAACAGUGAGGAGCUACACUGAACAUCGGUCAAGUGAUCACAUAGUGCAUUGUGUUUAUUAGAAUUAAAUAUUUUGAUAUUGAAGGAUCACUUUUCACAAAUAAAUCAAUAUUAAAGUGAAAGACAAAAAAAAAAAAA
Messenger RNA from Clupea harengus (Atlantic herring), 1151 nucleotides. RefSeq names its product cytosolic iron-sulfur assembly component 2B (gene ciao2b). The transcript has 6 exons. Lineage: Eukaryota; Metazoa; Chordata; Actinopteri; Clupeiformes; Clupeidae. Gene Ontology annotation, cellular component: cytosolic [4Fe-4S] assembly targeting complex. The coding region runs from base 16 to 567 and encodes 183 amino acids. The record is from RefSeq and is a predicted model, not a curated record.